Molecule: messenger RNA, 2412 nt
Organism: Rhodotorula graminis WP1
Lineage: Eukaryota; Fungi; Basidiomycota; Microbotryomycetes; Sporidiobolales; Sporidiobolaceae
Exons: 12
Coding region: 1-2412 (803 amino acids)
Biological process (GO): proteasome-mediated ubiquitin-dependent protein catabolic process
Cellular component (GO): GID complex
Molecular function (GO): protein binding
Source: RefSeq, a predicted model, not a curated record
AUGACCGUGCCACAAGCUCCCCUGUCCAUCUCUCUCGAUGCCCCGCCAGUCGAGCAACUCGCCCAGCUCGCUCGCCUCAAGCGCCGUGUCGUCGGCACUCGGGCGGCAAAGCAGGCUGUCCUCAGCUCUGGCAUCGCAAACAGCCUCGUCGCCCUCCUCCAGCCUCGAGCCGGUCCCGACUUCGAGGGGUGUCUCGCGGUCAGCGCAGAAGCCGCCAACGUCCUCGCCGCAUUGUCUAUCCCGACCCUCGACGCCGUCGCGACCCUCUUCUCCGUCGACGCCCACCACGCCGUCUCGCUCUCGCUCCCGCACAUCCUCGCCCUUGUCCCAGCCUCGUCACCAUCACCCGCACAGCAAAAGGUCGUCGAGGCGCACCUGCGCGCGCUCAAGUCGCUCUUCUCCGACCUCGUGCGCGUCGUCGGGCCUCGCGAGUGGGGCACGGAGGUCAUGGGCGCCUCGAUCGACGCAGCCGAGCGCCGCGACGCCGAGAACCUGUGGGCCUACUCGCCGGGCGAGGACAAGCAGCCGCAGGGCCCUCGCCCGUGCGGCAAGGGCAAGGGCAAGGAGACGGACUCGAUGCAGGUCGACGCGUCGGGCGGACGCGCCCGGCUCGACGUGCAGCAGCUCCAGGCGGCAGCAGCUCGCGUCCUGUGCGACGUCUACGAGCCCGCGAGCGGGGACGAGGCGCCGCUCGCUGGCUCGUCCUCGGCGUCGUCCGGCUCGAGCGGCAAAGGCGCUCGCUCGGCGACGCUCGACGCGGUCCUCAGCCUCCUCGUUUGGAGCGCGCAGGAGGACCGACACGUGUUUCGCAUCGCCGAGCUCGUGUGCUCCUUCAUCGCGGGCACGGUGCGGUGGCCGAGCCAGCGAGCGGCGGUCGCGAACGACGAGCGCGGGACGGCUGUGCUCGAGGCGCUCCGGUCGUUGAUCGAGAAGGGCAGCGACAAGGUCCGCGAGAGCGCUCUGAGGGCGCUCGCCGUCCUCAUCCGCGACGUCCCGACCUUGGUCGUUUUCUUCAUCAACUACGCCGACGGCGACAGCCUGCAGAGCCGCUUGCACCCGUUGGCGCCGCUCGUCCAGUCGCCGAGCCCGACGAUCCGCCUCGCCGCCGCCACGGUCUGCUCGAUCAUCGCCAAGACGGUCCAUCCGCGGUCAUCGCUCCUCCCGGCCGAGUUCGGUUCGACUUUGGCGACCGCGCUGCUCGGCCUCAUCGAGAAGGAGCCGACCCUGCGCUCCCAGGCCGCUUUCGCCUUUGCUUAUCUCGUCGCCGACGACCUCGCCCUGCAGAAGCGCGCUGUGGCCGCUCGCUGCUUCCAGAUCUUCAACGAGGCGCUCAAGCGCCCAGCGAUCCUCGAGCACCCGUACCCGACGCCUGCUCUCGUCGAGGAAGACGCUCGACUACGCGAGGGCAUCCUCCUUAGCAUCGCCACCGUGGCCGCCCUGUCCGAGCCUCAUCGGCGUCUCGUUCUCGAUCAACGUCUCCUCGUCCAUAUCCUGUUCGGCCUGUCCUACCCGUCGGUCGGUGUGCGCGCCGCCGCGUGCCACUGCGUCCGCGCCCUCUCGCGCUCGGUCAACGUCCUGCGCACCGACCUCGUCGAGGCGCACGCCGAGGAGCAGCUCGUGCGGCUCCUGAGGGAGGACGAGAACGAAAUGGUCAAGAUCACGGCGGCGGCGGCGGUCGCCAACCUGCUCCUCGACUUUUCGCCGAUGCGGCCUGUUCUCGUCGACGCCGGCUGCAUCGCCCGCAUGUGCCAGCUCGUCGUCAAGUCGACCAACCCGGCGCUGCAGCUCAACGCCAUGUGGGCCCUCAAGAACGCGACGUACCAGAGCACGGCCGAGUUCAAGCGCGCCGUCCUCGUCGACCUGACCUGGGACCACCUCGCGACGCUCAUCGCCUCGCCCGACGCCUCGGUCGUCGAGCCGGCGCUCUCGAUCCUGCGCAACAUCACCUGCGUGACCAACAACGAGGCCAUCACCGGGCUCGGCGCGCACGAGAUGGGCGAGGAGCGUCUCCUCGGCCUCCUGCAGGACCGGAUCGCGGUCGGCGUCGCGGCGGGCGGGCGCAAGGGCGGCGAGAACUUGGUCGAGCAGGCACUCUUCUGCCUCAACAACAUCGCGACGGCGAGCGAGUCGGCGCAGCUGGCCAUCGCCUCGAGGACGACCCUCCUCCGCUACGUAUUCAGCUACCUCGACUCGCGCCUCAUCUCGCUCCGCGUCGCCGCCCUCUGGGUCCUGCACAACCUCGCCUACCGCGCCCGCCCGACCGCCUUCUCGCCUCACGCCGCCCGUCGACCGCACGAGAUUGUCGACAAGCUGCGCGCGAUGGGCCUCGACGCCAAGCUGCGCGUCCUCGAGCGCGACCCGGAGCUGGACGUGCGGGAGCGGGUGAGGGACCUCAAGGAGGCGCUCCUGUGA